AUGGUAAUCGUAUGUGGAGGAGGUACCCUGUUAUUUUUUGGUUUGUCAACAUAUCGAGGGGAUGAGAAAUUUUAUACCAAUAUGGUGAUGCCAGCUACCAGGCUUCUAGAUGCUGAAACUGCUCAUAAUUUAGCUGUUAAAGUGUCUAAAUAUAACAUACUACGAAAACCACCACCUGACCCACCAUCUUUGGAAAGUAAAUUAUGGGGUAGAAAAUUUAGUAAUCCUGUAGGACUAGCAGCAGGAUUUGAUAAACAAGGUGAAGCUGUAGAGGGAUUAUUAAGGAUGGGGUUUGGAUUUGUGGAAGUUGGAAGUGUUACACCAGAACCACAGUCUGGCAACCCUAAACCUCGUGUAUUUAGAUUAAAAGAAGAUAAAGCUGUUAUAAAUAGAUAUGGUUUUAAUAGUGAUGGCCAUCAAGUAGUAGCUGAUAGAUUGAAUAAACAAAUAUUCUCAGAAAAGGGCAUCAUGGGAGUAAAUCUUGGUAAAAAUAAGACAUCACCUGAUCCUGUAGCAGACUAUAUUAAAGGUGUACAAGUAUUUGGUAAAAUGGCUGACUAUUUAGUUGUCAAUAUAUCGAGUCCCAAUACACCUGGUCUUAGAGCUAUGCAAGGGCGUAAGCAAUUGGAAGAACUCUUACAGAAGGUAUCUACAGAAAGAGAUAAACUAAAAACCAGAGUUCCACUCUUAGUUAAAAUAGCACCAGAUUUAACUUCUGAUGAAAAGAAAGAUAUAGCAGACAUUGUUACUAAAUCUAAGAGUGGUGUAGAUGGUUUAAUUGUAAGUAAUACAACAGUCAGCAGACCAGAAUCUUUACAGAGUCAAAAUAAAGCAGAAACAGGUGGAUUGAGUGGUCUCCCUUUAAAACAGUUAUCUACCUCAACUAUAAGUGACAUGUACAAAUUAACACAAGGUAAAAUACCUAUAAUUGGAGUUGGUGGUAUAGCUAGUGGACAAGAUGCUUACGAGAAAAUUAAGGCAGGAGCCUCUUUAAUACAACUUUAUACAGCUUUAGUCUAUCAUGGUCCUCCAGUUGUUAAAAAAAUUAAAAAAGAAUUGGAUCAGUUGCUUCAGGCUGAUGGUUAUUCAAAUGUUCAGGAUGCAAUUGGUAUGGAUCAUAAAUCUAAGUGA
Lottia gigantea (owl limpet) is the source of this 1131-nucleotide messenger RNA. RefSeq lists its product as hypothetical. The record is from RefSeq and is a predicted model, not a curated record. Gene Ontology annotation, biological process: 'de novo' pyrimidine nucleobase biosynthetic process; pyrimidine ribonucleotide biosynthetic process. Gene Ontology annotation, molecular function: dihydroorotate dehydrogenase activity. Bases 1 to 1131 code for a protein of 376 amino acids. The transcript is spliced from 8 exons. Gene Ontology annotation, cellular component: cytoplasm; mitochondrial inner membrane. Lineage: Eukaryota; Metazoa; Mollusca; Gastropoda; Lottiidae.